Anopheles bellator is the source of this 1289-nucleotide messenger RNA. RefSeq names its product venom protease-like. Bases 1 to 1224 code for a protein of 407 amino acids. The record is from RefSeq and is a predicted model, not a curated record. The transcript is spliced from 2 exons. Gene Ontology annotation, biological process: proteolysis. Gene Ontology annotation, molecular function: serine-type endopeptidase activity. NCBI's taxonomy places the organism in Eukaryota, Metazoa, Arthropoda, Insecta, Diptera, Culicidae.
AUGCAUCUGAUUCUGAUAAGUCUAGCAUUGGUUCCUUUGGUGUACGGACUGAGUGCCUACCGCAACAAAGACGAAGAUCAAUCCCUGGACGAAGUGUUCCAGUCGAUCGCCGAACAAACGAGUGACCAUCUCGAUCUCAACGAGUUCGUGCGCAGUCGACGUGCCCCCCAGGAGUCGGGAGCUGGAGCUAAAGCGACCACACCCGGCAAAGAAUGUCGCACCCGAGCCGGAGAGAAAGGGCGCUGUACGCGCUACCAAAACUGCAAGGGCCCCGAGCUGCGGGAUAACGUCUGGUCGAUUCUGCAGCACCUGUGCGUGAUCGAAGGUAUCAGUGUCGGUAUCUGCUGUCCAGACGUGGUGCAGGAGGGAAAUGGACCAGAGUUUUCCGUGCGACUGCCGGCCACGGCCGAUUCGUACGACGAGGUUGAUGGGCUGGAUGGUGAUAAUGCGCCGAUGGGCCGCGAUGCCAACAGUCGCCCGGAGGAGCGUGGUUGCGGCAUAUCCACCAAGCAGCUGUCGAAGAUAUCGGGCGGACAGCUGGCCGACUCCAACGAGUGGCCCUGGAUGGUGGCCCUCGUGAUGGCGCGCUCUUCCUUCUGCGGUGGCGUUCUGAUCACCGAUCGUCACGUGCUGACCGCGGCGCACUGCGUGGUAAACCUGAAGCUGGCGAACUUCGUCGUGAGACUCGGCGAGUACGACUUCAAGGAGUACAACGAGACACGCUACCGAGACUUCCGUGUGACCGAGAUUCGCAUUCACUCGGAGUUCGAUCAGAUUAGCUACGAGAACGACGUGGCCCUGCUGAAGCUUAUUCAGCCCUCGUUCUUCAACUCGUACAUCUGGCCUAUCUGCAUGCCGCCGCUCGAUGACAGUUGGACCGGUUACCAGGCCGUCGUGAUCGGUUGGGGCACCCAGUUCUUUGGCGGACCACACUCGCCCAUCCUGAUGGAGGUGAAAAUACCGAUCUGGUCCAACCAGGAUUGCCAGGAGGUGUACAUCAACCGGAUCUACAACACUACCUUGUGUGCGGGCGAGUACGAGGGUGGCAAGGACUCGUGCCAAGGUGACAGCGGCGGCCCGCUCAUGAUCCAGCUGCCCAAUCGGCGCUGGGCCGUGGUCGGCAUCGUCUCGUGGGGCAUUCGCUGUGGCGAACCCAACCACCCCGGUAUCUACACCCGUGUCAGCUCUUACAUUCGGUGGAUCGUCGAAAAUGCCGUGUUUUGAAAGACAUAUUCCAUUCCAGCGAUGCAAAUUUACUCACAGAAAUCUAUCGCUCGAAGACCGGUAUC